This is a messenger RNA of Bursaphelenchus xylophilus (pine wood nematode), 2003 nucleotides long. Lineage: Eukaryota; Metazoa; Nematoda; Chromadorea; Rhabditida; Aphelenchoididae. The record is from the annotation of a GenBank genome assembly.
AUGCUCUUUGUGAAUGGGCUCUCCGCCUUGACCCGGAUUGCUCUGCCAAUUGUCACCCUUUUGGAGUCGAUUUGCGCGCCUCUUAUCAUCUUCUUGGCCGUAUUUCACUCGAAGAAGAUGCAUCGAUAUCGAUUUCUGAUCAUAAACAACGUAAUUUGGAGCUGUUUGUUCAAUUGGACCGUUUGGUUUGCGGACCCGGCUUUUCUGUUCCCGGCAGCAUGCCUCGUUCUAUACAACCCUCUCGUUCAUCGGGUUCCAGUGGCCAAAGGAGUUUCGUCGUUCAUGAUCUUUUGUUUAGUGAAUGUUGAGUUGGCUGUGGUUUGGAGCUUGUUGUAUCGGUAUUUCAUGGUAAGGAAAUACCCGGCGGUCAUGGUUAUUUGACGUAACUGUACCAUACAUUGCGGUUGGCAUAUCAUUUUGUCCAGCAGUGUAGUAGGUCGGCCACCCGAUGCCUUCCAAGGUGCGAGAAUUGGCCGCUAUGAAUAAACUGCAUCACAUUUCACUAAAAAAUCCGAACUCCCUCCUUUUUUGUACACUCCGCCAUUUUGAAAAUUGAAAAAUAUAGGUGCGAGAUGUUAUACGAUGAACAUGUCCCAGCUAAUUUUUUCAAUUUUUAAAUUAAAAAAAUUUUUUUCCAUCGUAUAACAUGUCACAAAUAAUUUUUCUCAGCUUGAAAAAAGGUUAAAUCGUACAACAUGUCACAAUUUAUUUUUUCAAAUUUCAAAAUGAGAAGGAAUGUUCAAAAAAGGGGAAUGUUCAUUCAAGAGAGAGUGUUCAAAAAGGGGGAGAGUUCGGGCUCAAGCGGACCUGAUCCAGUAGCAAAAAGAGGUGCCAUUUUGCAUCCGGGAAGUAUCAAAAAUAUGGCAAAAUGUUUCCUUCUCCAAGUGAAAAAACUCCGAUUUCAAAAGCGCGCCAUCAAAAAGAAGUUUUAUUCACUGGGAGGGGGAAGCAUUUUGCCACAUUUUUGAUGCUUCCCGGAUGCAAAAUGGUACGUUUUUGCCACUGGAUCGGGUCCGUCACUGCUUUUCAGUCCUUCCCCGGCAAGCUCAGCGACUUUGUGGAGAAAGGAAGGCUCUGCUGGAUAUGCGUGGUCUCCAUACAUGCUGCCUUCUACGGAGUUGCAUUUCUGCCAUUCUACUUUCAUCCAAUUCGGAGUAAGUUUCUUUUUGCCUAUAUACACAGUAUAAGAGCAGGUUCCGUGGACCAGUCGAUUGAAAAGGUCCGUCUGCUCGACCAACUUCCCCACUUCAACGAUAUUGAACCGGAGAUUGGGUACAUUUGUGCUCCCAAUGUGAAGCUCGUGUCCAAAUGGACCUUUGCCGCCUUUAUAACCAUGAUUCUGUGGUUUAUUGUGGGAAUGAUCAUUUUUAGCACCAUGUUUUACAGAAUUAUGGUGGUUUUUCAGCAAACGAACAUGAUGAGUAGCACUCAGCAGAUGCAUGUCAUCUUGUUCAAGGUUAGCAUUGCUCUAAUUUUUAUAACGCUAUGUGCAACAGUGGCGGACCUGAUCCAGUGGCAAAAAACGUACCAUUUUGCAUCCGGGAAGCCUUAAAAAUGUGGCAAAACACCUCCCUCUCCAAGUGAAAAAACUCCGAUUUCAAAAUCGCGCCCACUCUUUUUGUGAAGGAAUUCAAAACGGAGUUUUUUAGUUGGAAAUGGAGGCAUUUUGCUACAUUUUUGGGCACUUCACGGAUGCAAAAUUCUACGUUUUUUGCCACUGGAUCAUCACUGUACAGGCCGUUAGUGUUCAACUGUUCGUUGGCUACAUUUUCCUCCUCUUCCCCACCGCCGCUCUUCUCUUAACCAUUGCCCUUCGAUGGGACGAGGGAACUACGAUUGCCGCCUUCUGCAUCAUGUUGGUGCAGGCCCACGGAUGCGUUGAUUUUGUUACAAUGAUCUAUUUCAUAACGCCGUAUCGCAGAAAACUGCUUGAAAUCCUUGGCCAUAACUAUCGAAAGGCCAAAUUGCGGGGUAGCACUACGCUUGUUCAGACAACUGUAUGA